CCGGCCGGGAACCUUGCUUUUCCUUCUUUUUUUCUUUCUUGUUCAUCGUUCAUAUAUUCCUUAGAGACUCCGUCUCCCCCGACUUCACGAUGUUCACCGUCGCGCGCCGAAGAAUCCUAGAUGGACUGAACCGGAGGUACAUCUACGGUCGCUUGCCCCUCCUUCAUACAAUCAUCUUUUUAAUCGAAAUGGCGGCGGCUAUGCGGCUCGCCGCCAAAUUUAACUCCUACUAUGCGGAGAAGCCGGUAUUGACUACCAUGGUGACCAACGCGAUCCUCGGUGGCAUUGCGGACACUACUGCACAACUUAUCACGGCCUUUAGAUCUCGCCCCAGCAGUGGCCGUACUGACGGCAGCGACUUCAUCUCCAUCGAAAUUCAUGACCUGGACAAGGAAAAGCCCCCGGCGCUUGGAGAGCUUGGCCUCUCGAGACAUGCGCCGCAGCCUUUCGACUUCGAGCGCCUAACUCGUUUCAUGUCCUAUGGUUUCUUCAUGGCCCCGGUUCAAUUCCAAUGGUUUGGUUUCUUGUCCAGAGCCUUCCCACUCACCAAGAAAAACCCGACUCUCCCGGCUUUGAAGCGGGUCGCCGUUGAUCAGUUCAUCUUUGCCCCUUUCGGUCUGGUGUGCUUUUUCACCUUCAUGACGAUCGCCGAGGGUGGCGGAAGAAGAGCUUUGGGACGCAAGUUCCGCGACGUCUACCUGCCGACUCUGAAGGCCAACUUCGUCCUCUGGCCUGCAGUUCAGAUUCUGAACUUCCGCGUUGUGCCAAUCCAGUUCCAGAUCCCCUUUGUAUCCACCAUCGGUAUUGCCUGGACUGCGUACCUGUCCUUGACCAACUCGUCGGAAGAAGAGUAAUUCAAGACGCAUGGCCGCCUUUCUGCGCUUGAUUCCCCUCUUUGGCAGUCUUCGAUUCCUGGUAUUUUCUUGUGUUCUUCUAUGUUUCUGCUCACUCGGCGUUGGAAGUGACCACGGGGCGGGGUGUUCUGAUCGGGUUCCUAUGGACGGUGUACAGGUUUAUCCACCGUUGUCGACCAUGUUUCAACAGGCGUUUUCUUCAGGCUUUCGCUAUACAGGACAGAGAGAAAAGAAAAAAGAGUAUCAUUAUGCAAGGCGGACAGCACCGGGGGUGCAGAGGAUAGAACACCGAAGGCCCGAGGUCCUCAGGCCACCCACCUCGUAAGGUAUAAGG
Molecule: messenger RNA, 1188 nt
Organism: Aspergillus steynii IBT 23096
Lineage: Eukaryota; Fungi; Ascomycota; Eurotiomycetes; Eurotiales; Aspergillaceae
Product: Mpv17/PMP22 family protein
Exons: 6
Coding region: 90-854 (254 amino acids)
Cellular component (GO): membrane; cytoplasm
Source: RefSeq, a predicted model, not a curated record